UCUCUUAAGCAACCAUUAAAGGUCCAGGAGCCCUCUCCAAUUUUCAAACUAACAUCUUUAUCAGGAAGCAGUAGUGGAUGAUGGGAAGUGCAAUCCAAGAACACUUGUCCACCUCUGCUCUACAGAUGCAAGAGAACCUGUUCUAGACAUACAUGGGGCUUGCAAGAUUGAAGAAAGCAACACAUUCGAUGCUUUUAGAAAUAGUUCUACAUGCAGAAAAAAAUAAGUGAAAGAAUGAGAAUCAUGCAAUAGUCCAGAAGUUGUUAGACUCCAUCUCCCACCAUUCCUCACCAUUUGCUAUGCUGGCUAAACCAGGGCGGCCAGACGUCCUAAGUGCAAAGGAGGACAAGGCACCGCAAAAUGAAGGACAUUCAAGAAAAAUGUAGGGCAGCGCUGAAUAAAUGCUAAAAACACCAAUAUAAAUAUAAAUACAUGCUUCUUAGUCAUGCUCAAAACAGAGGACGUUUUGGAAUUCCACCUGGAAAGAAGGCUGGAAUGUAGGACAUGUCCUGGAAAAGGAGGACAUCUGGUCAUCCUGGGUUAGACCUGUUGGGUCUUGCAGUCCAUUAUCAACCAGAGACCCUCCUGAUUCCCACCCUUGAAAUAAACCAAUGAAGAAUGUGUAAUUCUAUGCAAUUCAACAGGUUUAGACUUACUUCUGAGCAUCCCUGCAGGACCACUUCCCAACAUGGCUCUAGCCAGAGUGAGCUUCACCUGUUGCAUCUCUGCAUCAAUAGGAAAAGGUGAGAAACUCUAAGCAUGCACACUUUCCUAGGAGCAUUGAGCAAGGCUUACUCCCAAGUAAACCUGCCUCAAAUUGCAAUGGCACAUGGAAGGAGAAACAACAACAACCCUGGUUCCUUUUAUCCCUUAUUUUGGAAGACUUUUGCUUCCAAAAAAGGCCGAGAGUAGACUAUUGGGAGCGAAGGAGGAGGAAAUGGAUUGUAAAAUAAGUACUGUACAAACAUAUUGCCUUUCUUGCUCAAGCAUGGGAAUUAUGCCCUUCCAUAAGUUGACACAUUCCAGCAUCCAUCACUAUUGGUGAUUCUGGUUGGGGCUGCUGGGAGAUGCAGCCCCCCAUUUCCAACCCUUGUGCACUUAGCUCUAUGGCACACACCUGAUGGAGGUUUUUCACUCCUAAUUCUAUAAAAACUAGGAUGGUUCCCUGGUUAGUGAAGGAUUUAUAGUUGGUUUAGGAGAGGCUGGAAAGAAAGAAGCUUGCAACAUCCAGCUUUGGUAGAGAUAUUUUCCUGUGGUUUUGUAAUUUACCUGUUUGUUUCCAGGUGCAUUUGGAAUUAAGGCAGCUGAAGCUCUUCUAGCACCAGCAGCUUAAAAGAGACCAUGAAAGACGAAAUUGCAGUGACGGUGUUCUUCAUCACACGCCUGGUGAAGAAGUACAACAAGCUGAGUAAGCAUCAGGUGGAGAUGUUUGCCGCUAAGCUGAUGACUAUCCUGUUUGAGAAGUACAAGAAUCACUGGUACCCUGACAACCCCUCAAAAGGGCAAGCCUACAGAUGUAUCCGGAUCAACAGAUUCCAGUUGACUGAUCCCUUACUGGAUCAGGCGUGUGCAGAGAGCAAUGUUGAUUUCUACAGCCUUGGCCUACCAAAGGAGAUGACUAUUUGGGUUGACCCGUUUCAUGUGUGCUGCAGAUAUGGGGAGAAUAACCCGCCGUUCACCGUGGCUCAGUUUGAAGGGAGCGAAGAGGCUCACGCUAUUUCCCAGCGCAUCCGUCAGGCAGUGGAUAAGGCUUCCGACUCCAGUUCUAACCCGUCCUCCGAUGAGGAAAGCUCUGUCUCAGAGCCCAAGACUAUUCCAACUGUUAGUAACCCCAACAGUGUCUACCAGUGUGGUGAGCCAUUGCAAGCCUGGUCCCAAUACACUCGCCGGAAAGCCCACGUCCCAGACGGACUCCACCAGAAUCCUGCCAACUCUUACUACUGUCAGUACAAGGCUUACAAAGCCUGUCGGCCGCUGGCCCCUUUCACUGGCCCACGUGUGGACAGGUACCACUGGGUUAAUGCCAACCGGUAACGCUGGGACUGUGUCUUCUCCACUUAGUUCCGCAUGGAGUGAGGAUGGCUUCCGUCGAAAGAUGGCAAGGAGGUUGGAAAAGCCCCCCCCAGAAGAGAAACUUCUUCAAGCUCUUAAUACGAACCUUGUUUCUUCUGUCCCCGGUUCUCCCUUUUUUUUAAACAUGAUUUUCCUCUUGUAUUUCUGACUUUUUAAAUAUGUACUCGGAGGCGAAGGACUCCCUUUUUUUAAACGUGAAAAAUGUGCUUUUAUGACAAAAAUUCAAGAUUGAACUUCACUUGUA
Messenger RNA from Sceloporus undulatus (fence lizard), 2317 nucleotides. RefSeq names its product BTG anti-proliferation factor 4 (gene BTG4). NCBI's taxonomy places the organism in Eukaryota, Metazoa, Chordata, Lepidosauria, Squamata, Phrynosomatidae. Gene Ontology annotation, cellular component: nucleus; cytoplasm. The record is from RefSeq and is a predicted model, not a curated record. Gene Ontology annotation, biological process: negative regulation of mitotic cell cycle; negative regulation of cell population proliferation. The transcript has 5 exons. Bases 1342 to 2034 code for a protein of 230 amino acids.